AUGGCCAAACCUCGACAUGCCAACGAGGCCCUGUUCUAUCUCGUACCGCAAGACGCCGAGUCCCGAAAGAUUGUCGAAGAAAACCCAUCCUACCAAUAUCAAUACAAGGGCAUCGUCAGCCUGCAGGUCAAGGCUGGAAACAAGUCCAACUUUGCUGGACGUAUCUUGUCCAUCGGCAGACUAAAGCAGCUGAGUGACAUUGUGCUCUACCUUCGUGGGCUGCCCGACCAGCAAUGCUCUUUUAAGCUUUACCCAUCGGGAGAGCUGAUGCUACAAGAUGCAACUACAGGUUGUCACACCAGCAUCAGAUCGAGCCCCAAUGCGCCGGUUGUCCCCGUCGACCUGGACAAGAAGCCACUGCGCCAGAUUCACACGUACAAGGUUCUUGGCGAGGGUGGUUUUGAUAAAGUCUCCAAGGCCGUGAAUCUUGCUUCGGGUAUCCUGUAUGCUGUGAAGUAA
This is a messenger RNA of Podospora pseudopauciseta, 459 nucleotides long. RefSeq lists its product as uncharacterized. NCBI's taxonomy places the organism in Eukaryota, Fungi, Ascomycota, Sordariomycetes, Sordariales, Podosporaceae. The record is from RefSeq and is a predicted model, not a curated record.